AUGCAGUGCCGGGCUCGCUGGCUGUUCCACUUCCAGUUUAAGACCAAUUUCAUCCUCAAACCACAAGACGCCGGCGCCGGCGAGACCACCCUGUGCUCCGAGACUUUCGUCGACGUCCCCUUCCACGGCGAGAGCGAGAUCCGGUUCUUCUUGUGCUCGAAGGUCCGGCUGAGGGAGUACUGGAUGCCGGAGGCCCAGAUCCAGGAAUUGGUCAGCGAGGCGUUAGAUUUGUGCCGAUCCACGAUGUCAUCGACGGCGGACAGGGAUCCACGUGUCGUCCCUGUGACCGUGACGAUCGACGUCUGCACGGUGCAGCAGGACGGCGAGGAAUUGGACGCCACCGUGGAUCGGGCGAUUACGAUUGAGAAUCUGCUGCCUGUGCUAUUUUUCGACAUCGAUCGAUUUGCCAGGGAUAAUUUCUUUGAUGCGAGGGGCAUGACGCUGGCGUAUUUCGUCUGGGAAGAUAUGGUGAGGUUCAGAUUGGAGGAUGUCGAGUUGGGCUUGGGCUUGAUGAGGAUCUACCCGAUAUGCGGCCGGGCCCCCACACUUGGGGCCCAAUUAUCGACUAUUGUGUGCGGUCACACGUUUCAUUCCCACUGCAUAGUUGGGUCAUUGCUUAAUAAGAACUCGUGCCCGGUGUGCAAUGUGCCCGUCUAUGAAGAAAAUCCAGAUUGCUUUUGA
Messenger RNA from Striga asiatica, 681 nucleotides. The record is from the annotation of a GenBank genome assembly. Lineage: Eukaryota; Viridiplantae; Streptophyta; Magnoliopsida; Lamiales; Orobanchaceae.